UCUCGCAGAUAUGGCUGAGUUGGCGAGUUUGGUGCAGCGGCUGGAGGUGGCGGUGGGUCGCCUGGAGUCCAUGUCAGGCGCUGGUGGUGCUGGAGAUUCAACUGGUGGAGCUGUAUCCGCGUACGUCGAGGCCUAUGAUGUAAUCGUCAACGGUCCCCUGGCCGAGUACCUCUCCCUUAGCAAGAAGAUCGGGGGUGAUGUCCAGAAACAUGCAGAAAUGAUGAAGCAAGCAUUCGCCAGUCAGAGAAAACUCCUCAUACAAGCCUCCUCCUCCCAGAAGCCCUCUGAUGCAGUUUUGACGACUCUCCUGCAGCCGGUGUCCAAAGCCAUCCAGCAGGUGCAGGCGUUCCGCGAGCAGAACCGCACCUCGCCGCUCUUCAACCACCUCUCUGCCGUGAGCGAGAGCGUGCCUGCCCUCGGAUGGGUCGCCAUGGCUCCUAAGCCGUGCCCCUUUGUUAAGGAGAUGCAGGACGCCGCCAUGUUCUACACCAACCGUGUGCUCAAAGACUUCAAGGAUACAGUGAAAGCUGGUCCCAUAGCUUCGGCCUCUGCAGCUCCUCCCAGUGCUCCUGCCGGUGGUUGUCCUCCUCCACCUCCCCCCGGACCUCCUCCUCCCCCCAUGGACAUCAGCGGAUCCUCUGGCGGCGAUGGCGGUCCUGACGAGCGUAACGCUUUGUUCGCCUCCAUCAACAAGGGAGCCGACAUCACCAAGGGCCUGAAGCAUGUGAGCGACGACCAGAAGACCCACAAGAACCCCACCCUGAGGAGUGGUGCUCCAGUACGUACCGGACCAAAACCCUUUGCUUCCCCGGCUGCCCGACCUGCUGCGUCUGCCACCCCGACCCGCACGCUGCCCCCCGUGCUGGAGCUGGAUGGGAAGAAGUGGAAAGUGGAGAACCAAGAGGGAGUGCAGGACCUGGUGAUCAGCGACACUGAGCUGAAACAAGUGGUUUAUGCCUUCAAGUGUAACAAGAGCACCCUGCAGGUCAAGGGCAAAAUCAACUCCAUCACUGUAGACAACUGUAAGAAAAUGGGCCUGGUGUUUGAUGAUGUCGUGGGCAUCAUAGAGGUCAUCAACUGCAAGGACGUCAAGAUCCAGGUCAUGGGUAAGGUUCCCACUAUCUCCAUCAACAAGACGGACGGUUGCCAUGUCUACCUGAGCAAAGACUCUCUGAGCUGCGAGAUCGUCAGCGCCAAAAGCUCAGAGAUGAACGUCCUGGUACCCAACAAAGACGGAGAAUUUACGGAGAUCCCAGUUCCUGAGCAGUUCAAGACCGUCUGGGACGGCAAUAAGCUUGUUACCACAGCAACAGAGAUCGCCGGAUAAACGGGGGCAGCAUGUGAAAUGGCCGCCCCUCCUCGACACCAUCCCCACCCUUUUUUUGCAAAUGCCUUCCUGACUGAUCCACCACCCCACCAGCUAACUCUCACACUGUAGACUGAGAAUUGGACCUCAUGCGUUAUAUCUCCCGCCCUCCUCCCUCUUAUCAGCCAAUCACAGCUUAAGCUGUCCCUUCCGUAAGCCAAUGAGAGGACUGCUCACUUUUAUCUGGAGCAAAAUCCUCCAGCCAAUCAGCAGGGAGCAGCUUGUCAUUCAAAUUGGGUUUUCCCUGUGAGCCAGUGAGCACUUUUUCGAAAACAUUCAUGAGUUUUGCCAAUAGCUGGGAUGCUCUGUAUAUUUUUUAUCUACCUGGAUAAUGCUGAGCUAAAUUUAACAUGUAGAAUAGCCAAUAUGGGAACAGGGAUAUUGAUUCCUCUGCAACAAAAGCACUGCAGCCAAUCAGGAUGCUUCAGGCUGCUCUUUUAUUCUUUCUCCUCUUCCUGGUCAGGAGGGGCUGGUGUGUUUUUGUUUUUUUUAAAGUUGUGGCCUGAUAGGUUUCUGUUCCAUUAUAUGCAACUCAAUGGUGAAGCACUUGUAAAAACACCAUCCUUUUACAGAGGAUAAUGGCAUCCAUAUCACCUCCGCUGAUGUUAACAAUAUUAACAUUCAUAGUGGAUAAUAUGAAAUGUCAGCACUCUCAGAGCACAGUAAAAAAAAGAGUUGCGUCACAAGACCACUGUCAAUUUCACAUCAUGAAACUUGAUUUAAAAUAGCAGGAAAAUGAUCAUUCUACGUGCUUUCCACUUAAACCCACACAUAGGACAUUCCCGAGUAUUAAAGAGAAACAUUCCAUAUAAGGAGGCGUGUAAGAAAAAGUUUGCGAUUUAAAGAGCAAAAAGAGAUGUUGAUACAAAGUGGAAGACAAAGAAGAGACUUAAGGACAUAAUCAUUGAUUGUUAAAUGCUUCACCGCAGUCUCUAGAUCUGAAAUAUCUGCUGUAAUCAUCUGUAUAGAUAUGAAUAAUUAUUGACUAGUCUUAAAACAUUAGCCCGACCAUCAGUGUCUCUCCACUCGCUCCUAGCCACGUCUGCACUCUUUGGUUAUCUUCGGCUCUUGAAGCUGUGAAGCUCUUCGCUGAAUUUUCUUUUAUAUUGUCUCUUUCUUUUACCUCUUGUGUUUUUUUUUUUUGGGUCCAAAAUCAGAAUUCAGCUCAUUAGUAUUGGAGACGUCAUUAAAAAUGUUGCAAUAAAA
This is a messenger RNA of Morone saxatilis (striped sea-bass), 2572 nucleotides long. RefSeq names its product CAP, adenylate cyclase-associated protein 1 (yeast) (gene cap1). Gene Ontology annotation, molecular function: actin binding; adenylate cyclase binding. Gene Ontology annotation, cellular component: cytoplasm. Lineage: Eukaryota; Metazoa; Chordata; Actinopteri; Moronidae. The record is from RefSeq and is a predicted model, not a curated record. Gene Ontology annotation, biological process: regulation of adenylate cyclase activity; cytoskeleton organization; cell morphogenesis. The coding region runs from base 11 to 1327 and encodes 438 amino acids. The transcript is spliced from 12 exons.